Molecule: messenger RNA, 678 nt
Organism: Penicillium vulpinum
Lineage: Eukaryota; Fungi; Ascomycota; Eurotiomycetes; Eurotiales; Aspergillaceae
Product: putative DSBA family oxidoreductase
Exons: 6
Coding region: 1-678 (225 amino acids)
Biological process (GO): glutathione metabolic process
Cellular component (GO): peroxisome; mitochondrion
Molecular function (GO): glutathione peroxidase activity; glutathione transferase activity
Source: RefSeq, a predicted model, not a curated record
AUGCCUGGCAAAAUUGACGCCUAUGUUGACUGCGUAUCGCCAUACUCGUACUAUGCGACGCUGUAUCUACGCAAAAACCGCAAAGCUCUAGAGUCGCAUGGGGUCGAGGUCGAAUUCCAUCCGGUCUUCUUAGGGGGAAUUAAUGUUGGCUCAGGAAAUAAGCCCCCUUGGACACUCCCCGCCAAAGCAGCGUACUCCAAAUUCGACUCGGAGCGCGCAUGUAAAUACUUUGGAGUUCCGCAAAUCCAAACACCAGACUUCUUCCCAAUUCUCUCAAUCACGCCCCAACGAUGUAUGGUCUACAUCAAAGCCCACUUCCCACGUGAGCAAUACGAAACAACCUUCCUUUUACUGUGGGAGUGGAUGUACUACAAAGGCAUUGAUAUUAGCAAGCCGGAGAAAUUGGCUGAGCUAUUCCAGAGCAACGGGUACUCUGACUCAGAAGUCAAGGAGAUCCUGGCUGCGGCAUCAAAGCCUGAGUUCAAGCAAGCUUUGACGGCUAAUACCCAGACCGCCCUUGAUAAAGGGGCCUAUGGUGCGCCUUGGUUUUGGGUGCGGAAUGCUGAGGGCAAGGAAGAGCCGUUUUUCGGUAGUGAUCGGUUUGCGUUUAUGUGGAUGUAUCUUGGAUUGCCGUUUCAGGAUGUUGCGAUUGUCGAGAAGGGGAAUUCGAAGCUUUAG